UUUACGACAGUACUGUACAUGUGCUCUAAAAGCCAUAAUAGUUCGAAGUCCCUAGAACCAUAAGGUUGGCAGAGAUGAAUUUUCCCGGAGAGAGUGCGUCUUUUUAUUGAUAUUGGCUACGAUUAAAGGACUGUAAAAGCCAAUGGAGUUAAUUUUGUGAAAGUUUCUGAAUAUAUUUUAUAUAACUAAUGCAUAUUAAUCAUAGUUUUUUUUUGCAAUAGAAAACAAAAGUUUUUUUCUAAUGUACAAAUCAUGACAAAAAAAUCAGCUUCCAAAGUCUUCUAGAGAACUGACUAAAGCCAUUGUUUUUAUAAGAUUAAUUUUGAUAAACACACAAUAAAUAAAAGUUAACGAUGGACAGAUUUUACCGCCUAAUGUUAUAUAAGAGAUCUGUUAAAUGAUAAUUUAAAUUAAUAUCACAUACCACGUUGAAGGAAGACGUCAUAGUAUAAAAAAGUACAUUCUAACUUAAAUUUAUUAUUAGGUGUGUGCCUAACAACAAACAGAUAUAAUCAUUAAAAGAUGGUUCUUACAAACGUUUUGUCUUAUUUGGUCGUGAAUGUAGUCGCCCCGUUGUUGGCAGCCGUUCAACUCGUAAUAAUUUCUCUCACGUCUGGAAUUACGCAAAAUUACCCGUCACAGGCUUCAAUUUAUGAUAAUCAAAGCUUUGACUUCGUGAUAGUAGGCGGUGGUGCUGCCGGUAGCGUGGUUGCUAACCGAUUGACUGAGAUCUCCAAUUGGAAUGUAUUGCUUAUCGAAGCUGGUGACUACCCCACAUUAGCUUCAGAUAGCCCUGGAAUAUCAGUAUUAACUGCACCAGCUUUGCCCCACUGGCCCUAUACGUCUAUUAAUGAUGAAUACUCUAGUCAAGAACAAAAAUCGAAAAGCAUUUACUACAUUCAAGGCAAAAUGCUGGGAGGAUCGAGUGGUAUCAAUUUUAUGUAUUACGUAAGAGGUAAUGAGAAAGAUUUUGAAGAAUGGGUCGAUCUAGGUAACGAAGGAUGGGAUUACAAAAAUGUCACUCAGUAUUAUAUAAAGAGUGAAAAUUUUACCAUCCAGGAUAUACUCAACAGCGAAUCUGGUUCUAUACAUGGCACCAAAGGAUACUUGGGCAUAACGAAAUAUCUUUGGAAAAAAGAUACUGAAGAAUACCUCAAUGCUUUCAAAGAAAACGGUCAUAAAAUACUAGACGAUUUAAAUGGAUACGAUCAAGUUGGAUAUUCACAACCACAAUUCACAAUUAACAAUAAAUUGAGGCAAAGUUCAGCGGUGGCUUAUAUAAGCCCUAUAGCAGAUCGUCCAAACCUUUAUAUACUAAGAAACACUGAAGUCAAGAAAAUUAUUAUCAGUAACAAUACCGCUGUAGGCGUUGUAGUAACUAAUGUAAAUGGAACAUAUCGAAUAAAUGCAAACAAGGAAGUUAUUCUUUCUGCAGGUGCAAUUAAGAGUCCACAGAUUUUGAUGCUAUCUGGAGUGGGGCCGAAAGAUCAAUUAGAAGGAUCAGGAAUAACGACAAUCUUGGAUUCACCGCAAGUUGGUGCUAAUCUACACGACCAUCCUCUUGUGCCGAUAUUCCUUGAGGGCACAGAGACACAUGUAGCGUUUUUGAGUGACCUGGACGUUAUUGGAAACUUGGAUGAAUUCCCUGAACCUUGUAUUAUGGGACGCGUGGCGAUCGACAAAAAUCAAACCUACCCCGAUUAUCAAGUCACAGCGUUCCCUUUUCCGACUGGAUCUUUGUUCGGUACGUUGAUGUGUACCGAGGUUUUUACAUGGAACGAUAAAAUUUGUACAAAAGCCGCUGACGCAUCUCGCCAUAACAUGUUCUUUGCUCUCGUUGCAUUAAUGCACCCGGACUCAAAAGGUUCGGUGCGUUUGAAUGCAAGCAAUCCGAAGAGUACCCCGGAGGUUCGUACAGGCUACUUUUCCAAUUCAAGUGACAUUACUAAAUUCGCUGACUCUGUAAUAGAUUACAUAUCGGUUCUUAAUUCAACAUUUUUCAAGAAAGCAUCCUACAAAGUCGCCGAUUUAGGCGUGGAACAAUGCAAACAAGAAACAUUUGGAACUCGGAGUUAUUGGGAAUGUUUUGUGUUGAAUAUGUCUGGGACGCAUUACCAUCCCGUUGGUACUUGUGCGAUGGGACCGAAAGGAGUUGUAGAUGAGACAUUAAAAGUUCGUGGAAUAGAUAGACUGAGAGUGGUGGAUGCUAGUAUUAUGCCUUCUAUCGUCCGUGGAAAUACAUAUGCCACCGUUGUUAUGAUUGCUGAGAAGGCCUCUGAUAUGAUUAAAAUCGAACAUGGAAUGUAUACGUAAAUAUUUUCUUUUACAUAGUUUCUUCGAUUUGUGAAUGUGAAAAGCAUUUGUUUCAAUGUGAUAUAAAAUAAAUAAAGGCUGUUUAUCAAAUCUU
This is a messenger RNA of Colias croceus (clouded yellow), 2407 nucleotides long. Its product is annotated as glucose dehydrogenase [FAD, quinone]-like. NCBI's taxonomy places the organism in Eukaryota, Metazoa, Arthropoda, Insecta, Lepidoptera, Pieridae. Bases 523 to 2313 code for a protein of 596 amino acids. Gene Ontology annotation, molecular function: flavin adenine dinucleotide binding; ecdysone oxidase activity. The record is from RefSeq and is a predicted model, not a curated record. The transcript has 4 exons.